GAAGUGAUUCAGUGGUCGCAGCGAAGGGAACAGUCCCAGUACACUACGGCUUGGAGUUGACACAACAAUCUACUGACUUCUAAAAACGAUUGUGUUCUAAUAAAAAAAAAGUUAGCAAAAGAAUAUGACAUUUAUCUGACGUGCUAUUUAGUAGAACUUGUCAAUGUUUAGUUGAGGCAGAUUAUUUUCUAAAAAUGAAAAAAAACGUAAAGAGUCUGCGAAAUCUCGCCAUGGGGUUGAUGGUUGUUACCCUCUGUAUCACGGUCCAGGAGUCGGAAUCAGCGGCAUGUCAUGGAUGUGCAGCGGGAUCAAGGUGUGACUGCAGUGGCGUGAAAGGAGUCAAGGGUGAAAGGGGGUUACCAGGACUACAGGGUCAGCUGGGUGUACCGGGGUUCCCCGGACCUGAGGGGCCAAUCGGUGGCAGGGGAGAGAAGGGUAGUGACGGACCUUCAGGGACUGGAGGUCCAAAAGGGAUAAGAGGACCUCCCGGACUGCCUGGAUUCCCCGGAACACCAGGAAUUCCAGGUCUCCCGGGACAGGAUGGCCCCCCAGGCCCCAAAGGAACUGCAGGCUGCAAUGGGACUAAGGGUGAGCGAGGAUUCCCAGGAAGUCCAGGCUUCCCCGGACUGGAGGGUCGAUUGGGUCCACCUGGUUUUCCAGGACAAAAGGGAGACCCAGGUGACAUCAUCAGAUCUGAACGUUUCGGACAGAUAGGAGAUCCAGGUCUGCCUGGCCUGCCUGGAGUUCCUGGUGAACAAGGCCCCUCGGGAAUGUCCGGUCCUACCGGCCCUCCCGGCCCCAGAGGUUAUGAGGGUCGUCCCGGGCCUCCUGGUCUUCCUGGUCCAAAGGGAAACAUGGGGUUGAACUUCCAAGGUCCCAAAGGAGAUAAGGGUAAUUCAGGUCUGCAGGGACCUCCCGGACCACCAGGACAAGUUGGGGAGCAAACAAGACCCUCAGUGUCGAGUAUUCAGAAAGGAGAAACGGGUGAUCAAGGUUUACCUGGUCCACCUGGUGAUCCUGGUUAUCCUGGACCCUCUGGUUCGUCUGGUGGUUUGAAGGGAGAGAAAGGAGAAAACGGAGAAGCAGGCAAAAGGGGCAAACCGGGGAAAGAUGGAGACCCAGGUCCUGCUGGAUUCCCUGGUAGUAAGGGAGACCCAGGUGGGCCAGGUCUGCCAGGUCGGGAUGGUGACAGGGGUUCCAAAGGUGACCGUGGAUAUCCUGGACGCCCAGGCGUGCAGGUGAGCAAUGGCCCACCUACAGUUGGUCCUAAAGGAGAAUCUGGACGUCCUGGGGAGACGGGAAGGAAAGGAGACAGAGGACAGCCUGGUCUUUCGGGUCCUCCAGGUCAACCAGGGACCCCAGGUAUCGGAGGUGGAGGCCAGCCCGGUUUACCAGGCUACCCAGGAGAGAGGGGCCAGAAGGGAGACGAGGGCCAGCCAGGCAUCUCCAUCCCCGGGAACCCAGGACGAGGUGGCGCCCCUGGUCUGCAGGGACGUCCAGGACCUCCUGGGCCCCCAGGGAUCUCCAAUGGGGGUUUUAACUGUACAGGAGGGGCCCCCGGGUCACCAGGACAACAAGGCAAUAUAGGAUUCCAAGGAGAGACCGGACAGAAAGGUGAGAAGGGAGAAACCUGUGUUAACUGUUUCUCCAGAGGCAACGGUGUCCCUGGAGCACGAGGCCCUCCCGGACCUCCUGGGUUCCCAGGUGGACCUGGGGGACCAGGGGCUAAAGGUGACAGAGGAUUCCCAGGCGGCCCAGGGCCCUCAGGUUCUUCUGGUUUGCCCGGUCCCCAGGGUGCUCCUGGUUUCCCAGGAGAGAAGGGUGACCCAGGUGAGACUACCGCUGUGAAUGGGGUGAGCGGAGACAAGGGAGACACAGGGUUUCCAGGACCCGCUGGCCUGCCUGGUCUGGACGGAAGACCUGGUCGCGAUGGAGGUCCUGGAGCUCCUGGAGCCAAAGGAUCAUCUGGAUCUCUAUUAGUGAAGGGUGAGCGAGGACCUCCAGGUGAGCCCGGUUUGCAGGGUCUCCCAGGUGACAGGGGUGCCACCGGAUCCCCAGGCUUCGGCCCCCAGGGGCCCCCCGGAGAGAAGGGUGUCCAAGGUGUCUCAGGGAGAACGGGAACACCUGGAGCACCAGGAGGUAAAGGGGAGCCGGGUCAGACGGUAGCAGAGAAGGGCCUCCCAGGACCCCGAGGACAGGAUGGAGACCCCGGUCUACCUGGAAACCCAGGUAACCCCGGCGGGCCAGGACAGCCCGGUUUCCCCGGGUCACCAGGUCCCAAGGGUGAUCCCGGCCUCUCUGGCAUCGGACUGCCAGGACCCCCCGGAGCUAAAGGAUUCCCUGGCUCACCUGGUUUGCCAGGUGGUCCCGGAGGUCCAGGUAGACCAGGUGUGGACGGGUUCCCAGGACAGCCAGGUGCACCUGGAGCUAAGGGAGAGCCAGGCUUCGGGCUGUCAGGUCCCCAGGGCUCACCAGGCUUCCCCGGAGAUAAAGGAUCACCUGGAUCCAAAGGAGACUCUGGUUUCCCUGGCAACCCCGGCUUGCCAGGACGAUCUGGCUUUGACGGCGGCCCUGGUGCCAAAGGUGACUCUGGUAUCCCUGGUAGAACCGGAGAUCGUGGCCCUCAAGGAUCACCCUCCAUCGGCUCUCAGGGUGUCCCCGGCCCUGUCGGACCCCCAGGACCUAUUGGUGCUCCAGGAUACUCAGGCAACAAUGGAGAGAAGGGAGACCCCGGUCUUCCUGGCCCGGGCAUUACAGGGUUGCCAGGAGACAGAGGAAGUCCCGGUUUCCCCGGCAGCCCCGGGGGAGUUGGACCUCAGGGUAACCCCGGUGGCCCUGGCCGCGAUGGAAUACCUGGCCUGCCUGGUGGUAAAGGAAACAUGGGUGUAAUGGGAACUCCUGGAUCUGUGGGAACCCCUGGCAACCCCGGAGGGCCCGGCUUCCCUGGACCUAAAGGUGACGAUGGUUUCCCAGGGCGACCAGGUGGGACCGGCAGUCCAGGUCUGAAGGGAGACAGGGGAGACCCCGGUCUCGUAGGACUCCCCGGGCCCAGCAACUCUCCCCCUUCAAUCAAGGGAGCCAAAGGAGAUGCAGGAGAACCAGGUUUGCGAGGUCAGCCGGGUCAGAAGGGUAUUUCCGGUCUCCCUGGAGACGCUGGUAUACCAGGACAGGAUGGAAGACCUGGGUUACCUGGACCUCAAGGUCCCAAAGGAGACAUGGGUAUCCCUGGAGGAUCAGGCUCACCAGGAAGCCAAGGACUUAAAGGCAACAUGGGAGAGAUGGGCUUCCCAGGACCCACAGGAGCGAAAGGAACUCCAGGUCAGCUAGGUCGGUCGGGCGUGCCCGGUAGUUCAGGAGCACCUGGGUUCCCCGGAGCUAAAGGAGACCCAGGUUCCCCCGGAUUUGGUGCCACAGGAGCUACAGGUCCCAAGGGUGAGCCUGGUCGGUCGGGAUUCCCCGGACAAAAUGGAGUGAAAGGAACUCCCGGAACACCAGGGCUUCCAGGGUUUCCCGGUGGCCCCGGAGCCAAAGGCGACCCCGGCCUCCCAGGAUUCCAAGGUUCUCCCGGUAUUCCCGGGCCUAAGGGUCUGGACGGUACCCCUGGUAACCCCGGUCUCGCCGGAGGCCCUGGGCGACCGGGAGAGAAUGGCCGUGCCGGAUCACCUGGGUUCCCAGGCGACAAGGGUCAGGCAGGUCGCGACGGAAUCCCUGGACCAGCGGGAGUCAAAGGAGACCAAGGUCUUUCUGGUUUCGGCGGCCCAGGUUCUCCUGGUCUCCCAGGGUCACCAGGUGCUAAGGGAGAUUUUGGCGCCCCUGGUCUUCCAGGUAACCCUGGGUUCCCUGGUCAGAAGGGAGAGAUGGGCUUCCCCGGCCAACCUGGGUCCCCCGGGAGCAUCGGGCCCCCUGGUGCCACAGGUGUGGCCCUCCAGGGGCCCAAGGGUAACAGUGGAUCCCCCGGCCCCCCUGGAAGAGGAGGUCCUCCUGGCCCGGAGGGUCCUCGUGGCCUUGGGGGCAGCGGAGGGACCAAAGGUGAGAAGGGAAUCCCUGGAUCUUCCGGAUCCCCUGGUUUCCCCGGAGCGAAGGGAGAAUUGGGAUCACCCGGAUUCCCAGGUAUUCCUGGCCCUUCUGGUGGCAGCGGGCUGAAGGGAGACAUUGGACUUCCCGGCGUUCCCGGAUUCCCAGGACUAAAGGGAGAAUCUGGAAGCCCAGGAUCAUCCGGUCUCCCUGGAGAUCCUGGAGAUCCUGGUCCUGCUGGAAACCAAGGUGACCCAGGUGUCGCUGCGAGCCCCAUCAUGCUGAAGGGAGAACGUGGCCCCCCUGGCCCUUCAGGUCUGCCAGGCAACCGUGGCUCCCAAGGACCCCCCGGACAGGAGGGACGCUCAGGUCAGCCCGGUCAACCAGGGGACCCCGGUCCUGAAGGACCCCCAGGAUUCAGUGGAGCCUUCGGCCGCAAGGGAGACUCUGGACCCGCCGGACAGCCAGGUCAGCGUGGGUACCCAGGUCCCACUGGUUCAGAUGGUCAGCAGGGCCCCCCAGGUAACCCCGGCUCAGCCUCUGUGACCCAUGGCUUCCUGAUCUCGAGACACAGCCAGGCUGAAUAUGUCCCUACCUGCCCCGAAGGGACCAGCCUCAUCUACGACGGGUUCUCUCUGCUCUACGUACAGGGCAACGAGAGGGCACACGGACAGGACCUAGGUACUGCUGGUAGUUGCCUGCGUCGGUUCAGCACCAUGCCAUUCAUGUUCUGUAACAUCAACAACGUGUGUAACUUCGCCUCCCGUAACGACUACUCCUAUUGGCUGUCUACACCCAUGCCCAUGCCCAUGAGUAUGGCCCCCAUCACCGGAGAAGGCAUCAAACCUUUCAUCAGCAGGUGUGCAGUGUGUGAGGCCCCUGCCAUGGUGAUCGCUGUACACAGUCAAACCAUUCAGAUCCCCACCUGCCCCAGCUACUGGGAACCACUGUGGAUCGGAUACUCCUUCAUGAUGCACACCAGUGCAGGUGCUGAGGGCUCUGGUCAGGCUCUGGCCUCUCCUGGCUCCUGUCUAGAGGAGUUCCGGAGCUCUCCCUUCAUCGAGUGUCACGGCCGAGGGACCUGCAACUACUAUGGCAACACAUACAGCUUCUGGCUGGCCACUGUCGACCAAUCAGAAAUGUUCAGGAAGCCACAGUCAGAGACGCUGAAGGCAGGUAACCUAUCGACGCGCAUUAGCCGCUGUGUGGUCUGUAUGAAGAGGACGUAACAGCGCGGUGGCAACCGUUGCCGGGGAUGACCGACAACGACAAUGGCGGCAGGCGGGCGGAGUGGGGGUGAUGUUGACGUCUCCGUGAGAACAAGGUGGAACUCCACUGGUGCAUUGUCUUCCGGAAACAGCAACUUCAUUGGUGCUACUGUGCAACACAGCAAGAAAAGAAAAAAUGUUGAUAAAAUGAAUUUAUUUAAUCUUUUAUUCUUUUUACUUACCUCAAGUACGUCAAAAAGAAACACACAAAAUCCACAAAAGGUGCCAUGGUGAAUGUGUGACAAAAGUGCAUUUUGUUGAAAUUUUUUCUGUAUUUCGCAGAGAAUAUAUAUAUAUAUAUAUAUAUAAAGUGUUAUCAAUAAUGGUAACACUUCAUUUUAAGGGGUCCUUAUUACAGUGUAAUUAAAUGUGUAAUUGCGCUGUAUCAAAUAUUGUAUUUAAUUGUAAUAACUCAUAGUUACACUGUAAUAACAACAUGUAACUGGUGAUAAUUUCAGUCUGUAAUUACAGGGGUGUAACAACAAAUGCUUGUUACCAUGCUUGUUACCAUGCUUGUUACCAUGCUUACCAUGCUUGUUACCAUGCUUACCAUGCUUGUUACCAUGCUUGUUACCAUGCUUACCAUGCUUGUUACCAUGCUUGUUACCGUGCUUACCAUGCUUGUUACCAUGCUUACCAUGCUUGUUACCAUGCUUGUUACCAUGCUUGUUACCAAGCUUACCAUGCUUGUUACCAUGCUUACCAUGCUUGUUACCAAGCUUACCAUGCUUGUUACCGUGCUUACCAUGCUUGUUACAAAUGGGAAAGUCUCCACUAAAUUCACCAAUAAGUGUUAACUGUCACAAGGUUGUAAUCUCUUCUGGAUAGAUGUUCUGGGUCCAAGAUUACAAAGUUUGGAGGCUCAAUAGGCUCUAAUUACCUACCCGUGAAGGCGCACACUUCAAAAUCUCCGCUCGUUGUUGUUAGCAGUUUCCCCCCAAAACGUUUAUCAACUUGGUUGAGUUUCCAAAAAACAGAUCAGGUAUAGGACAACCUCACUGACUGGAGUCUACCAUAUGGGUGUCCAUACCGGAUUAUAAUAUAUAUUUUACUUACAAUGAUUGUGUAUGUUGUCCAUUAUGUGGGAGGAUAAACCCACAAGUACACCGCGGACUACAUAUAAUAUAAGUACAAGUACAAUGUAAUUACUGUUACAAAGGAUUUCAGAACGUUAAAAUGAAGUGUAUCUUGAUGGAUACUUAUUUGUAAUUAACGUGUACUUAUAUAGUACAUUGCCCAUCCCGACAGCUUGGACCUCAUUAUAACACUUCUGGAAGCACCAUCAAAGUGAGAAAAUAAACACACUAGUACACAACAGAGUACAUGUAAUAUAUGUAUAAGUACAAUGUAAUUAUUUCUGCUAGCUAAUCCAAAACAUCUCAACAGAUUGCAUGGAAAGUCUAUUCCGUAGAUGGUAAAAAAAACUAGCUAGCUAGCCUAGUUGGUAGGCCUAAUAAAAACGCCAGCUAACAUUUGCUAGCUAGCCAACACAAGGCCAGCUAACUACAUAUGUUAAAUGUUCCUCAACAGCAAAACCCUUGCAAAGUUACAUGAUGGAAUAAGAGUUUGUCUUAUGACCAUUUUAAGUGCAUUUAUAAACCCCUAUUCAACCAAGCUUAAUAGGCUUUGGCACGAAUGACCAUAACUGUUUAUGUGUCUAAAAAAAAAUUAAUUGAAGGUUAAAGUAAUUGACCAAUUGUCAAAUGCACCAUUAAAUAAUUGAAACAAUGUUUUUGAUGUGAACCAUUUGGGAACCCUUUGUUGCCGUUGGACCUGGGUAUCAGACUCCAGAUCUUUUUUUGCAGAGUUGUGUCAAUGUAGUGGUCGGUUUUUAAUUGGCUAACACUUAUCACGUGGUUUGUGCAGGCUGAAAUAUGGUGCGUUGGGAUACUUUCGGAAACUGUAACAUCUAUAACAAGCAUGGUAACAACCAUUUGUUGUUACACCCCUGUGUGUAACAACAAUUACCACCAGUUACAUAUUGUUAUCACAGUGUAACUAUAAGUUAGUUAUUACAAUUACCUACAAUAUUUGAUACAGUGUAAUUACAUAUGUGAUUACACUGUAAUAAGGACCCAUUAAAAUGAACUGUUACCAAAAUAAUACAUGUGGAUUUUUGGUUAUUGGCACAGACGAGGUACAUCAUUUUGUUUUUAGACAGAUGUGCUAUUUUUUUAGUUUUUAGUAUUUUUUUGUUUUGUUGUUACCAAAUCGGCACUUUGACCUCGGAACAUCAAAGAGAACAGAUGCACUGAUGAGCUUUCUUAGCGAGACUGAUUAUUUUCUAGGCUUACCUUUUUUUUAAUGAAUCUUUCCAUUGUUCUUUUUUAUAAAAAAUAAAAAAUAAUAAUUAUCCUUGGUGCUAUUAACUAACACUGCUGUGUCUCUCCCAGCCUGUUAACUACUGGCCUUAUUUCUCUUCAUGUAAGUAAUUCAAUGUGUAUAUUAUGUAAGACAUAAAAUAGGUAUUUAGCUAUAAUACGAAUUUCUGGGUUAUUUUUGUUUGUUCACUCUGCUUCACUCAUUGCAUUGAUUCAUGGAUUCAUUAAUUCACUCAUUCACUCACAAAUAUUGUACAAAGUAUGGCAUCAAUAAAUGAAACAGUAUUUUAUAUAUAUAUAUAUAUA
Molecule: messenger RNA, 7909 nt
Organism: Oncorhynchus tshawytscha (Chinook salmon)
Lineage: Eukaryota; Metazoa; Chordata; Actinopteri; Salmoniformes; Salmonidae
Product: collagen alpha-5(IV) chain-like
Exons: 48
Coding region: 195-5243 (1682 amino acids)
Cellular component (GO): basement membrane; collagen trimer
Molecular function (GO): extracellular matrix structural constituent
Source: RefSeq, a predicted model, not a curated record